CAGACAUUAGUACUGGCCUGGCUGCUCACUUCUAGCCUACUAUCGGAACCACAGCAUCGCAGUGCUGUCGAGGCUUAAACACGGUCAGGCGUAUGGACAGGCGCCCGUAGCUCCGGGACCCUCUCUUUCUCUCCUUUAGCAAUUAUCCGUGCACUUAGCGGACUACGCCGACCGAAGAGUCAUUUCGGCUAAAUAUCUAUCUUGUUUUCUGCUCCUCGGUCUCUCCGCUGCAGGGCCUCUUCAGUUUACAGGAAAAAAGUGGGUGUUUGCUGCUCACUGGUGUUCCGGCAGCGGCAGCGGCAGCGGCGUGCGGCGGCGAAGUGUCCUCGAUGGCAGGCUGGAAGGACGGCUCGGUGCAGGAGAAGUAUCGGCUGGUUGUGGUCGGAGGCGGCGGUGUUGGGAAAUCAGCCCUGACUAUCCAGUUCAUCCAGUCAUACUUUGUCACUGACUAUGACCCCACGAUUGAGGACUCCUAUACCAAGCAGUGUGUGAUUGAUGAAAGGGCGGCUCGGCUCGACAUCCUCGACACGGCUGGACAGGAAGAGUUUGGAGCCAUGAGAGAACAAUACAUGAGGACAGGGGAGGGCUUCCUGCUCGUCUUCUCAGUCACUGACAGAGGAAGUUUUGAGGAAAUCUACAAAUUCCAAAGACAAAUCCUUCGGGUGAAGGACAGAGAUGAAUUCCCGAUGAUCCUCGUAGGAAACAAAGCAGAUCUGGAACUACAGAGACAAGUAACCCAGGAAGAGGGCCAGCAGCUGGCCAGACAACUGAAGGUCACAUAUAUGGAGGCUUCAGCCAAAAUCCGUAUGAACGUAGACCAGGCUUUCCAUGAGCUGGUUAGAGUAAUCAGGAAAUUCCAAGAACAGGAAUGUCCACCCUCGCCAGAGCCUACGAGAAAAGAGAAAGACAAGAGCGGCUGCCAUUGUGUGAUCGUCUGAGUCGGCCUUAUCACUGUAACUCAUGCAGCUACUCUGUACCGCGCUGCCCACUCUGCCUGACAUCACAUCCUCAGAGGAUGACUGACCGCUGCCUUUCUCCACGUGCAUGACUUCAGACGGCCUUUUCGGAGAUACUCUGACCAGGAAGUGCUGUCCCCAGGACAUCACUAAGGACAACUGACAAUGCCAAAUUUUAACACCACUCUACCUUCAGAAGUAAUUUAAUCCACAUGAGAGAGUCCCAACACUAAACAUUGCCUUCUAAAUCAGCCUGACCGAUUAAUGUUUUGUACUCUGAAGGACUUCUCUUGCCUUGUAGUGACAUUUGUACUUGCUACCGAGAUUGAAUGAAAACUAUAUAUCCAGAAUGUUAAUACGUUUCUUUAGUUUUCCAGUGUCUGAGCAGAGCAGAGAGAUUAUCUAAUGAAGCUUUGUGUAUGUUGUGCCAUAUCCACCUUUACCCCCCAUGUGCUAAUCUGCUACUGUACAUAUGUGACAUUUGUUGUGAUUUUCAAAGUGUAUUUCUAAUGAACUAUUAAAUCACCACAGUACAGUGUGUGAGGUUGACUUUGGUUUUGCAUAUAUGAAAGUGAAUAUAUAAGUAUGUAUAUAAAUAUAAAGCCUAGACAGACCUUAAAGCUACAAUGAUAGAACUUUUUGGCAUUCUGCAUUGAAAUCUUUACUUCGUCUGUGGUUUCUGCUUUUCAUCUCAAUUGCCAAAUAUGGAUUGUCUACUGUAUUAGAUUUUUUUUUAAGUUUUAUGGAUUGACUGAUUCCAAUCCAAUACCAACUCGUCAAUGUACCGAAAGUAGUGCAUUUGUCUGAAAUUCUUUCCUCAAGGCUGGCGCUUCCACCUAAAUUUGCCAUCGUUCAUUCUUUCAGAUCUCUUAGAAGCAGUAGAUCAAUGUAUUGGUAACAAACUGUGUAUCUUUGAAAAAUAACAAGAUUUAAGAUCAAAACACUGAACACUUUAUGCUCUAUAUUCAACUUUGUGAUGUAAAGAAAUCCAUUUGCAGCAAUCAAGGAUCAUUCCAGUGUCGUACAUCUUUUCUGUCAAACAUUUAGACUACAAAAUAGAUCAAAUAACUGUUAUAUCAUUCCAAUAACACAGUGGCAAUGUUUUUCUUUUUAUCUUCAAAUACUAAAUUUUCAUAAUUUGACCCCCAGUGAGGUGGAAACCAGGACGAGUGAAAGCAUUGAGGUGCACAUGGUGAUACAGUUGCUCUCCUUUAGGACAUGAACUGACUGGACCUGCCACCUGUGGAGAUUCAUCCCCACAGACAAAAAACACUGUACUGCCUUCUUUUUCCACCUCUGUACUUCUGUUCAGGCGUACUAAUGAAGUACUGCAGUUUGUUUUUCAUAUCUUCAUCUUGUAAUAUAAACAACAAGAAAAUCAAAUGAUGGACUUGAUUAAUGUUUCUACUCUACUUUUAUACAUUAUUUUCUUAUCAAACUAGUUUACAAGUAUUUUUCUAUGUGUAUAAGUGAAAACAUCUUCACAGCACAGCUGUGUAUAUAUGUCAAGAGGAAUACUGAAUUCUCUUCAUUGUGUUUCACUGAAGGUGACCGCUGGCCCAAAUUAGCAAAAUUGGAUUUUAACCCCAGAUGUGACAGAGAAUGUUUUUCCCCCCUGCUGUGGCUUAAUCAUCGAAAAAUGUAUCUUCAGGUGUUAAUCACCUGCUCAAAAUGUAAAAUAUCUAGGUCAGGUGUUAGUGUUUAAGAAAGGAUUCUUGCCUUGACAUAGAGCUUCAAAACCUGGAAAUGAACUAUCAUAAUCACUAAGGUUUGAUAUACCAAUUUCCCAACUUAUUGGAAAUCCAAGUGUACAUCAAAAUCAUGCGUCUUUUUUCUUCUUUUUCUUCCAUAUCAGUGUCUUUUGCCCUGUGUGUAGCUUUUGGUGCUAAAAUAAAAUCUGUCAUUGAGCCA
This is a messenger RNA of Labrus mixtus (cuckoo wrasse), 2867 nucleotides long. RefSeq names its product RAS related 2 (gene rras2). Gene Ontology annotation, biological process: signal transduction. NCBI's taxonomy places the organism in Eukaryota, Metazoa, Chordata, Actinopteri, Labriformes, Labridae. Gene Ontology annotation, cellular component: plasma membrane. The coding region runs from base 330 to 938 and encodes 202 amino acids. Gene Ontology annotation, molecular function: GTPase activity; GTP binding; GDP binding. The record is from RefSeq and is a predicted model, not a curated record. The transcript has 6 exons.